Molecule: messenger RNA, 3391 nt
Organism: Spodoptera frugiperda (fall armyworm)
Lineage: Eukaryota; Metazoa; Arthropoda; Insecta; Lepidoptera; Noctuidae
Gene: Cdc5
Product: cell division cycle 5-like protein
Exons: 16
Coding region: 180-2603 (807 amino acids)
Biological process (GO): mRNA splicing, via spliceosome; regulation of transcription by RNA polymerase II
Cellular component (GO): Prp19 complex; spliceosomal complex
Molecular function (GO): RNA polymerase II transcription regulatory region sequence-specific DNA binding; DNA-binding transcription factor activity, RNA polymerase II-specific
Source: RefSeq, a predicted model, not a curated record
UGCCAAUUUCGCUUUGCUUUUGCUCGUUCUCUUCGCUGUAUUGGAAUUCAUGUUGGGUUAUCUUUUUGCUAAUAAAUAUGUAAUUAUUAGUUUGUAGUUAAACUUGAUGUGAUUUUAUUAAGUUAUCUUGAAAACAAUACAAGUUAUUUAGUGAUCGGCGAAUAAAUAAAACAUACACCAUGCCACGAAUUAUGAUAAAGGGUGGUGUUUGGCGUAACACCGAGGAUGAAAUCCUCAAAGCGGCGGUGAUGAAAUAUGGGAAAAAUCAAUGGUCUCGUAUUGCGUCGCUGCUGCAUAGAAAGUCUGCAAAACAAUGCAAGGCGCGUUGGUACGAGUGGCUCGACCCGAGCAUCAAGAAGACCGAAUGGUCUCGGGAAGAGGACGAGAAGCUGUUGCACCUGGCCAAGUUGAUGCCCACUCAAUGGCGCACUAUCGCUCCCAUUAUUGGGCGGACUGCCGCGCAAUGCUUGGAAAGAUACGAAUACUUGCUAGAUCAAGCCCAAAAGAAGGAGGAGGGGGAGGAUAUGGGUGAUGACCCUCGCAAGCUGAAGCCUGGUGAGAUUGACCCCAAUCCGGAGACCAAACCUGCCAGGCCUGACCCCAAGGAUAUGGAUGAAGAUGAACUGGAGAUGCUGUCAGAAGCGCGUGCUCGUCUAGCCAACACACAGGGUAAGAAGGCCAAGAGGAAGGCGCGAGAAAAGCAACUGGAAGAGGCGAGACGGCUUGCUGCCUUGCAGAAGCGAAGGGAAUUGAGUGCUGCCGGCAUUGCUGUGCCAAUCAGGCGUAAGAAGAAGCGUGGAGUAGAUUAUAACUCGGAAAUACCAUUUGAAAAGAAACCGGCUUCUGGUUUCUAUGACACAUCCACUGAAGUGGUAGAUCCUAUGGCGCCUGAUUUCUCGAGGCUCAGGCAACAACAUCUUGAUGGGGAGCUGCAUUCAGAGAAGGAAGAGAGAGACAGACGUAAGGAUAAGCAAAAGUUGAAGCAACGCAAGGAGAAUGACGUACCCCAAGCCAUGCUGCAAGGCGAUCAGCCCGCACGUAAGCGCAGUAAACUGGUGCUACCUGAACCGCAAGUUACUGACCAGGAGCUCCAACAAGUGGUGAAGUUGGGUCGCGCGUCGGAGGCGGCGCGGGAGAGUGCGGGCGGCGCGGGCGCGGCCACGGACGGGCUGCUGGCCGAGUACGCCAUCACGCCCGCCACGCCCGCCGCGCUGCGGACGCCGCUGCAGCAUCAGGACAGAAUCCUGAUGGAAGCCCAAAACGUGAUGGCUCUAACACACGUGGACACGCCCCUCAAAGGAGGUCUGAACACGCCGCUGCAUCAGACAGACUUCUCCGGUGCUCUACCACAGUCACAAGCCGUCGCUACACCGAAUACUGUACUCAUCACACCAUUCCGGUCAUCCCGCAGUGAAGUGUCAACUCCGGGUAGUUUCAACACGCCCAGUCAAGCCGCAGCACAACCGGGACUAACUACUCCAGGACUUCGUGACAAAUUAAGUAUCAAUCCAGAAGAUAGACUGAGCACUGGUGACACACCUCAAGUUGCUAAUCAGUUGCAAAAGCAGCAAAAAGCGUCCGUCCGUAGUGCUCUAUCCUCGCUACCUACUCCGCGCAACGACUAUGAGAUCGUGGUGCCCGACCAGGACGACGAGCCCUUGGAGAGCUCCAGCUCCGACAUGCAGGUGGAGGACCAGGCUGAUGCAGACGCCAGGCUGCAGCAGGAACAGGAGGAAAUACGGUUGGCGGCGCUGAAGCUGCGGUCGCAGGCGAUCCAGCGCGGCGCGGUGCGGCCGGGCGAGGUGAACGGCAGCGUGGUGCGCGGGCCGGCGGGGCAGGCGGGGCAGGCCGGCCAGGGCGGGGCGCUCUCCGCGCUGCAGCAGGCUGAGGAGCUGCUGAAACACGAGAUGCUCACCAUGCUGCACUACGACGCCCUGCGGGACCCGCCGCCUGGAAUUGACAAAAAACGAGCAGUGCAGUUACAAGCCUCGCACUUGGCCUACUUAGAACAGAAUCCGUACGAGGAAUUCUCUGCUGAAGAAUUGGAAGCUGCUAAGGCUGAGAUGAAGAAGGAGAUGGAAGUCGUGAAGGCGGGCAUGGGUCACGGAGAACUCAGCAUGGACGCCUACACUCAAGUCUGGGAAGAGUGUCUUGCGCAAGUUCUCUUCUUGCCUGGUCAAAACAGAUACACUCGUGCCAAUUUAGCUAGUAAAAAGGACAGAUUGGAAUCUGCUGAGAAGCGGUUGGAACAAAACAGGAGUCACAUGGCUAAGGAAGCCAAGAAAUGCUCCAAAAUGGAGAAGAAACUAAGAGUAUUGACAGGUGGAUACCAGAGCAGGGCAGCAUCCCUCAUCAAGCAGUUCCAAGAGUUACAAGACCAGAUAGAACAAGCCAACCUGGAACUAUCCACAUUCAAGUUCCUUGCUGAACAAGAAAAAGCAGCCAUUCCACGUAGAAUAGAGUCACUAACGGAAGACGUGAACCGUCAAACGGACAGAGAAAAACAACUGCAGAAAAGAUAUUCGGAACUUCAAACAGAGUUAGAGGAUCUUCACAAAGGAAGGCAGCCGAAGGAAGUGGAGUCUAAAGCUUCGGACGAGUAGAAUAUAAACAAUUAUAUUAUUGUAUGACAAGAAGAGAUGAUUACGAUGUUUUAUAUAUUAGAUGUUCGAUCUUGCUGAUGGAGCUUGCAUUUGUUUGAUUUAUACUGGAAGAAAUUAACAAAAUACUAAGGAGUUGUUUAAGGAGACGCGCCACAACGGGUAUCUGUCGUACAUUGCCCAUAAUUGUUUUUGCGCGAGCGAUGACACGGCCCACUGCGUCAGUAUACGACGUAAGCACUGCGGCAUGUCUCCGUAAAUGGAACCUUAUGCAAGGUUAUUCGACUAUACUUUAAACCAAGAUCUUAGUAAAAUGUUUGUAAACAGACUAUUAGGGUUGGCGCUCACUGCUGGCAUGGUAUGGUAGACGAAGCACACCGCACCGUAGCAUACUGCGGUAUCCGCGUAAUAAAGUUACAUGAACUCUAAACACAUUGAAAUAAAAUUCAAAAUAACUUGAUUAGUAAUAGAAUGCUUUGCCAUGCCAUGCCAUACCUUACCAGCAGUGAGUGCCCAUAUCAAAAGGAUAGAAGCACAGAGUAGUGCUGUUUGAUGAGAUCAGAUAUUGUAUUCUUACCUUUGUGGUUUGUUCACAAACAUUUUAAACCAAUCUUGGCUUAAAUAUAGCAGCUAUUUUUUUCAAUGAUGUAUUUAUGGUUAAAGUUCUGUAAACGCUAGUAUUUCUUUGGUAAAGCAAACUCACUCGAAUUGAACUUCUAUAUAUUGUUUAUUUCCUAAGUAAUAGACUGACGAAAAUCGGAAAUAAAACGUAAUUGAUAAGAGCAAUACAA